AAGUAAAGAUUAGAGCUUUGGCAUUUAAAGAUGACAACUCUGAUCGCAAGAAGCGUACUUCUGCAGCUCAGGCGUUCUGUUCAGAGAGUUGGCGUGUCUCCGUCGGCGAGAGUCCGCUUUGAGCGCACCCUGCGCUGCUGCGGCAGAACCGCUCCGUUAUUAGCGCAAGUGCCGAGGGGGGCGCUGUUGUGCUGGGGGGCAGAAAAGGCCCUGCUCCGCGGCGCCAGCUGCCAGGAGGGCGCCGUGGCAGCGCGGCCGGCGGACAGGAAGUCUUUAGUGAAGGUGCAGGUGCACAGAGUGGCCUUCGUGGUGCGGCUCGGCCUGCGAGCUCUGGUGCUGCUGCUGAAGUUCGGGCCGCUGUUGCUGCUCUACCCCCUCUGUCUGAUGUGGGGCCGUCUGGGCUCCCGCUGGCUGGACGCCCUGCUGUGGGUGACCGAGACCUCGGGCCCGACCUUCAUCAAGCUGGGCCAGUGGGCCAGCACGCGGCAGGACGUCUUUUCCCCCGAGUUCUGCGACAGGUUCUCCAGGCUGCACGUGCAGGUGCGGCCACACCCCUGGGCGCACACAAAGCAGAGCCUGAGGAGGGCCUUCGGAGAGGGCUGGAGGCGCCUGUUUGUGUUCGACAGCCGGGACCCGGUGGGCUCGGGCUGCGUGGCGCAGGUCUACAGGGCCUCAGCCAGAGUGGACAGCGUGGAAGACCCCGCCUUCCAGCGCCUGGUGCAGGACAUGGAGAGAGAGGAGCUGCUGCAGGCCUGGGAGAUCCCGGGGCUGGGGGGCAGUCUGGGGUCACUGUGGAGUCAAGCACGGGCGGGGGGCGAAGAAGGCCAGCCGGGGACUGGGGAGGCUCCAUCUUCAGCCCCACAGGGAGGGGAGCCCCAAAAUACAGACAAACCCCAGAAGCAGGAGCACCUAAUACCAGUAGCCAUCAAGGUGCUUCACCCCGGCAUCAGCAGGCAGGUGCAGAUAGACCUGCUGCUCAUGAAGGCGGCCAGCUGGGUGCUGCACAAUCUGCCCGGCCUCCGGUGGCUCAGUCUGCCAGAGAUCGUGGAGGAGUUCGAGAAGCUCAUGACCAGACAGAUUGACCUGCGGUACGAGGCACAGAACAUGGAGAGGUUUCAGGAGAACUUCCACAAUGUGGAUUUUGUGACAUUCCCCACCCCACUCCGACCAUUUGUCACCAGGAAUGUUUUGGUGGAAACGUUUGAGGAGAGUGAGCCCAUCUCCAGCUUCCUGAGUCCAGACGUACCGCAGGAAGUGAAGCAGAAGAUCGCCAGGAUGGGAGUGGACACUCUGCUGAAGAUGGUUUUUGUGGAUAACUUUGUGCACGGGGACCUGCACCCCGGGAACAUCCUGGUGCAGGGGGGGCGUGAGGGCGCGCCACGGGGCACCGCCACGCUCACAGACCUGUGGGACACCGUGGUGGUGAGCAUGCGGCCGGCGCCCGCCCCGCUGCGUCUCAUCCUGCUGGACGCCGGCAUCGUGGCACGCCUCAGUGACUCGGACCUGAGGAAUUUCCGCGCCGUCUUCACUGCUGUGGUGCUCAGACAGGGGGAGAAGGUGGCGGAGCUGAUUCUGAAGCACGCCCGGGCGAACGAGUGCAGAGACGUGGCCCGGUUCCAGCAGGAGAUGGCCGAGCUGGUGAACAAGGCCCUGAGCGACACCCUGUCUCUGGGGAAGGUUCACGUUGCGGACUUGCUCUCUCGCGUCUUUGGGCUGCUGAUCCGCCACAAGGUCAAGCUGGAGAGUAACUUCGCCUCCAUCGUCUUUGCCAUCAUGGUGCUUGAAGGUCUUGGGAGGUCCCUGGAUCCCAACCUGGACAUCCUGGAGAUCGCCAAACCCCUGUUGCUGAAAAACUGCGCUUCGCUGCUGUAGCAGCAGACCUGUGGGGUCAGUCUGGGGGCUCUGCAGACGCUGCCUCUCUCAGGAAGAAGGCACUCAGAGGGAAGUGAGUCUGUGCCACUCACACACACUACAGCACACGUCUGCUCCUUGCGAGGGAAGCUGCUGCUUUUCUUUGAACCUGUCUGUCAUACGGGCUAAAGCAGUGUCAGUUCCACAGAUUAGCGUUAGACAUUUUCUGUUCGACCACACCAGACAGUCCCUUGUAUCUGAGGAACAGUGGAAGUGAAUGCUCUAUUGCCCUGUUUGUCUUAUCUGUUAAUCUCAGGACUUGCCUUUGUGUCACAGUCUUACCUCCAGUUAAAAAUGUUUUCACUCGUAUUGUUGUAAGUGGAGCAGACCGUUGUACAAUGUUGCUAGUUUUGUGGCUGUGCCACUGCCUCAUUGCAGUAAUUAGACACUAUGUUUUAUUAUUAUUACACAGUAUUAGUUAAUUUUGGCAGAUUUUCUUCCCUUAAGAGUGAGGCUCAGAACGGUCUGUUCCCCUGGCUGCCCUGUAAGAUAACCCUUUACUGAAAUGACCUUCAUGUUGUUAUUGUGUAAGAC
Megalops cyprinoides (Indo-Pacific tarpon) is the source of this 2445-nucleotide messenger RNA. RefSeq names its product aarF domain containing kinase 2 (gene adck2). Lineage: Eukaryota; Metazoa; Chordata; Actinopteri; Elopiformes; Megalopidae. The transcript is spliced from 8 exons. Bases 31 to 1872 code for a protein of 613 amino acids. Gene Ontology annotation, cellular component: mitochondrion. The record is from RefSeq and is a predicted model, not a curated record.